Messenger RNA from Physcomitrium patens, 2523 nucleotides. RefSeq names its product sulfate transporter 1.1. The record is from RefSeq and is a predicted model, not a curated record. NCBI's taxonomy places the organism in Eukaryota, Viridiplantae, Streptophyta, Bryopsida, Funariales, Funariaceae. Gene Ontology annotation, cellular component: membrane. Gene Ontology annotation, biological process: transmembrane transport.
UCUUGUAGAAGAAUCUUUGGGUGCACUAAUUCGUUGUCUCUGUGGAGCACGUACAGCUUGAUUACUUAUGACUGGGAUCCAUGCCCAGUUCUGCUGUGUUGGAUUCUACUUGCUUGGUCUCUGUUGUACGCUGCUCGGGAGCUGUUAGAUACUGGAAGAGAGAUCGUCUGUUGUAGCAGAUUGUAGAAGUGUGCUGGAACCAAGUGGAGGCAUGUGUGGUCAAAGCUUACUGUGAACUCCUCGCUGCGUAGGUUUCGGUAGAUUGUAGGAUCGCUCGCGAUGGCGCUUCAUGACAGAGAAGGAGGUGGGACUGCAGCUCCGAAUGGGCAGUUGGUGGAGGAGGUGCCACUGGUGCACAAAGUGUUGGUGCCACCGCCAGGCGGCAUCUUUAAGGAAGUGGGUCAGGGAAUCUGGGAGACGUUCUUUUACGACGCACCCGUUGAUCGAUUCCGAGGUCAGAGCAAGCGCAUUAAGAGCUGGCUGGGACUCAAAUUUCUCUUCCCAAUGCUUGAAUGGAUCACUUCGUAUAAAUCCAGAAUGUUUGUGGGUGAUCUCAUUGCAGGCAUCACCAUCGCCAGCCUCGCCAUCCCUCAGGAUCUUGGUUAUUCGAAGCUCGCUGGAGUGCCGCCUGUCAAUGGACUGUAUUCAAGUUUUGUGCCACCGCUAAUUUACUCCGUGCUAGGGAGCUCAAGAGACAUAGCGAUUGGGCCCGUUGCGGUGGUGUCGCUUCUUAUGGGAACUUUGCUGAAGCAAGAAAUAUCCCCCACGGAGCAACCCGCGCUUUACUUGCAGCUCGCAUUCACGGCGACUUUCUUCGCGGGCAUCUUCCAGACUGGCUUGGGAAUCUUGCGCCUGGGCUUUGUAAUUCAGUUUCUCUCCCAUGCGGCGAUUGUGGGCUUCAUGGCCGGCGCAGCUGUCACCAUCGCCUUGCAACAACUCAAAGGAUUACUGAACAUAACAAAUUUCACCACCGACACUGACUUCGUCUCGGUCAUGAAAUCAGUGUUUGGGCACAUCGACGAAUGGAACUGGCGAUCUAUUGUAAUUGGGCUUGCCUUCUUGUCAUUUCUCGUGGCUGCUAAAGUUUUGGCCAAGAAGAAGCCCAAGCUCUUUUGGGUGUCAGCAAUUGCACCACUUACUUCCGUGAUCCUUGCGACAGUGUUCGUGUUCGUCUUCAGGGCAGACAAGCGCGGGGUCAAAGUUGUUGGGCAUAUCAAGCAAGGAGUGAACCCAUCGUCAGCAGACCAAUUACUUUUCACUGGAAAGUAUGUGGGAGCAGCAGCUAAAAUUGGCUUGGUUACAUCGCUUAUUGCACUCACCGAGGGCGUUGCAAUUGGGCGAACAUUUGCAGCGUUACGGGACUACCAUAUCGAUGGGAACAAGGAGAUGAUCGCCUUUGGUAUCAUGAACAUUUGUGGAUCCCUCACUUCAUGCUAUUGCGCAACAGGGUCAUUCUCAAGGUCAGCCGUGAAUUACCAGGCGGGAGUGAAGACAGCCAUGGCUAAUGUGGUUAUGGCCAUUACGGUGCUCAUCACGCUCCUGUUUCUCACCCCUUUGUUUAAAUACACGCCCAAUACCAUCCUCUCUGCAAUUAUCAUCUCUGCAGUCCUGUCCCUGAUCGACUUCAAAGCCGCAUGGAUCAUUUGGAAGAUUGACAAGUUCGACUUCCUUGCUACUCUGGGAGCUUUCUUCGGUGUCUUCUUCGUGUCUGUGGAGAUCGGGCUUCUCAUCGCGGUCUGCAUCUCGUUCGUCAAAAUUCUUUUCAACGUCACUCGACCCCAUACAGCUCUCUUAGGGAACAUCCCUGGGACGAACGUCUACCGAAACUUACAGCAAUACCCAAAAGCCACUGUCGCACCUGGGAUUGUUGCAGUUCGGGUCGACGCUGCCAUUUACUUCUCUAACUCGCAAUACAUUCAUGACAAAGCCCUCCGAUACGUCGAGGAUGAGAUGGCUAAGCCCGGGAGCACUCCAAUCCAGUACCUCAUCAUAGACUUGACCCCUGUGACAAACAUUGACACAAGUGGAAUCAUUGCCAUGGAGGAGCUUCAGAGAAUUUUGAAGAAACGAAAGAUUCAGUUGGCGUUUGCAAACCCAGGAUCCCAAGUCAUCCAAAAGUUCGACAGUUCCGGGCUUUUGGAAGAGCUCGGAUCAGAGUGGAUAUUUUUCACAGUUGGGGAGGCCGUUCAAGUUUGCUCAAUGUUUUUGAACAAAGCUGCAGGCGAGGGAUCAGUAUGAUCACAUUUUUGACAGUUUUGUUUUAUGGUCUUAUUCCAUUUGAAGCUCAGAGAGACUCACUGGUACCAAAACAUCUCGUUUGGCAAGUCUCUCCAACUAGGACUCGUGUUUUUUGGCCAGUAGCCCAACACUGAGUUUAUGUGCAAAAUUCUUGCACAUUUCACUGAAUAUAGUCACAGUUAGACUUGACCCAUUUGCUAGAGUUCCUCAAUGCCGACAGUCUCAGGUUUUGGAUCCUCUUUGCAACAAAAUGAUAAAACUGGCUUUAUCUUGUUGAUCUUCGUC